AUGCCCCAGGUAGGAGCUGUGGCAUCAGGGGCAGGCUCCCAGGACAAUGGGCAGGCCAUCCGGAUCCACAAGGUGCAGCACCAGGCGGUGCGGGUGGGGCUGGCUGAGCCCGUGGCCCUGCCCUGCCUCUUCCUGCUCCACGCCUCGGCCAUGCGGGGGCCCAACGACCCGCCGGACCCGCCGCGCAUCAAGUGGAGCAAGGUGCAGUCGGCGUCCGGCCAGCGGCAGGACGAGCCCAUCCUGGUGGCCAAGGAUAACGCCGUGAAGGUAGCCAAGGCCUACGAGGGCCGGGUGUCCCUGCCCGGGUACCCCCGCGACCGCUACAACGCCACCCUGGUGCUGGGUGCCGCCCGUGUCAGCGACGCGGGGCUGUACCGCUGCGAGGUGGUGGCCGGGAUCGACGACGAGCAGGACCUGCUGCCCCUGGAGGUGACAGGUGUCGUGUUCCACUACCGGGCCGCCAGCAACCGCUACGCACUGACCUUUGCGGAGGCGCGGCGUGCCUGUCGGGACAGCUCGGCCCUCAUCGCCUCGCCCGCACACCUGCAGGCAGCCUUCGAGGAUGGCUACGACAACUGCGAUGCUGGCUGGCUGUCGGACCAGAGUGUCAGGUACCCCAUCACGCACUCCAGACCUGGCUGCUACGGAGACCGCAACAGCCUCCCGGGCGUCCGCAGCUAUGGGCAGAGGGAAGCCGAUGAAGCUUACGAUGUCUACUGCUAUGCCAGGGAGCUCCAAGGGAAAGUGUUUUACAUCUCCACGCCUGGGCAGCUCACCGCCCAGGGGGCCCGGGAGCAGUGCCAGAGUCACGGGGCUGUGCUGGCCACCACGGGCCAGCUGUACCUGGCGUGGCAGAGCGGGCUAGACCAGUGCGACCCGGGCUGGCUGGCCGAUGGCAGCGUCCGCUACCCCAUCAGCAUCCCACGCAAGAAGUGCGGCGGGGACGAGCCGGGGGGGCGGACCGUGUACCAGUUCCCCAACCGCACCGGCUUCCCCGACCCGGCCUCCAAGUUCGACGCCUACUGCUACAGAGCACACCAGCAGCCGCCCCCGGGGCUGGAGAAGCAGGAUGCGCCAGUGCAGGAGAGACCGGAGAGCAGGGCAGCCUUGGAGGGGCAGAGCAGCCCCAGGCCACCCGACCUGCUGGGCAUGGACAACCUUCUGGUGGAGCACGAGGAGGAGCUGCCCUCUCCGGGCCACAACGAGCUGUUCCCGCGGGAGCGGGAGGACCUCAGCACGUCCGGGGACUCCCGGGAGGUGCCCCGGGAUCACUUCGGCCUCCUGCACAGGCUGGUGGGGCCAGCCCUGCCCGAGGAUGAGCAGCUGCAGCCCGUGCCUGCCAGCCCGGCCGGGGGGCACCCAGCACCCCCUGACACAGGCCCCGAGUGGACAACAGGGCCCAGGGUGCUGGCAGAGGACAGCACGGCGCUGGCUCCCGUCACGGCCUCCCCUGCAGCUGGGCCGGGCGAGGACGAGUUGCUGAACAUGGUGGACCAGGAGCCUCUGCAGGGCACCCCGGCCGGCACCUGGGAGGGGGUGCCCAGCACCAGCCAGCUGCUGCCUCACCGCCCGGGCACCUCUGCUGCCGCCGGGCCCGAGCUGCCCGGCCCAGGCGCCUCCAAGGAGCCCCGGCCCGUGCCCAGCACCCCCCAGCCCACCAGGAAGAGCAUCUACUCGGGGCUGAACGGCCGCUACUUCCAGCUGCAGCACGGGCAAGGGGGCCAAGGCACGGAGCCCCCCUUCCUGGCGCAGGAGGCAAGAGGCGUCGCGGCCAACGCGGUGGAGAUGCUGACCAUGCCGGGGAUCACUGUGGAGCCUGACGGUGGGGAGGGGGCCUACCCCUUCUCCAACGAAGUGGAGGGGGUGGCUGGCUACCGUGACGUCUCCAGCUGCACCUGCGACCCGGGCUUCACCGGGGAGAACUGCGAGAUCGACAUCGACGACUGCCUGUCCAGCCCCUGCCAGAACGGAGGCACCUGCAUCGACGAGAUCAACUCCUUCGUCUGCCUCUGCCUGCCCAGCUACGGGGGCAGCCUCUGCGAGAAAGACACGGAGGGCUGCGACCACAACUGGCACAAGUUCCAGGGCCACUGCUACCGCUACUUCGCGCACCGGCGCUCCUGGGAGGAUGCGGAGCGUGACUGCCGCCGCCGCGCCGGGCACCUCACCAGCAUCCACUCGCGGGAGGAGCACGGCUUCAUCAACAGCUUCGGGCACGAGAACACCUGGAUCGGGCUCAACGACCGCAUCGUGGAGCGCGAUUUCCAGUGGACCGACAACACCGGCCUGCAAUACGAGAACUGGCGCGAGAACCAGCCCGACAACUUCUUCGCGGGCGGCGAGGACUGCGUGGUGCUGGUGUCGCACGAGAUCGGCAAGUGGAACGACGUGCCCUGCAACUACAACCUGCCCUACAUCUGCAAGAAGGGCACAGUGCUGUGCGGGCCACCGCCCGAGGUGGACAACGCCUUCCCCGUGGGCAGGAGGAAGGAGAAGUACAGCAUCCACGCCACGGUGCGGUACCAGUGCACCGACGGCUUCGUGCCCCGCCACGGCGGCAUUGGGGAGAUGGGUCCAGACGUGCUGAGUCUGCACCAGCGGGCAGUGCCCAUCCUCCUCGGAGAGGCAGGCACUGGCCUGGGCAUGAGCACACCCAGGGUCUUCUUCUCUCUGGGCUUGAGUUUCCUCCUCAGCUUCCUUUGA
This is a messenger RNA of Alligator sinensis (Chinese alligator), 2703 nucleotides long. It is a transcript of the gene NCAN, whose product is annotated as neurocan. Bases 1 to 2703 code for a protein of 900 amino acids. NCBI's taxonomy places the organism in Eukaryota, Metazoa, Chordata, Crocodylia, Alligatoridae. Gene Ontology annotation, biological process: cell adhesion. Gene Ontology annotation, molecular function: hyaluronic acid binding; calcium ion binding. The transcript is spliced from 15 exons. The record is from RefSeq and is a predicted model, not a curated record.